This is a messenger RNA of Scylla paramamosain (green mud crab), 4425 nucleotides long. RefSeq names its product DNA repair protein XRCC1-like (gene XRCC1). NCBI's taxonomy places the organism in Eukaryota, Metazoa, Arthropoda, Malacostraca, Decapoda, Portunidae. Bases 318 to 2318 code for a protein of 666 amino acids. Gene Ontology annotation, cellular component: nucleus. The transcript is spliced from 13 exons. Gene Ontology annotation, molecular function: damaged DNA binding. Gene Ontology annotation, biological process: double-strand break repair via nonhomologous end joining; single strand break repair; base-excision repair. The record is from RefSeq and is a predicted model, not a curated record.
ACAUAACACCGCUGCCUCUACCCCUCUCCACCGCCAAGCGCCUCAUCUCACAUGUCUGCCGCUCGGUUGAUGCCCUGCACAGCACUUCCAUGAGCCAGUACCAGUGUCGUGGUAAAUCUCUCUCGGGUGACGCACACCGAAGUUUUGGAUUCGACAACUGUGAUUGAACAGUCCCUUGUCUUAGAUGUCGCCAUCGCCCGUCUCCGCAGGUCACAACACUGCUCACUGCACUGCCUGCUUUCCUAAUACUCGGGUUAGUGGGUGGCGCGUCUUGGGAGGAGACGACUCACUCACUUGGUAAACUUAUCAUCACCAAAAUGACGCAGAUCAAGUUUACGCAGGUGUUGUCAUACUCCAGUCAAGAUGCUAAUCAUCCAGCAGACAACUUGCUGCGGGCAGACACAUAUCGAAAGUGGAAGUGUGCCCCAAAUACAUCUGAUAAAAUGGCCUUUGUAAUCUUGAAGUUUGAUCAGCUGACAUCUAUCAACUCUCUUGAUAUUGGUAAUGAUGGAUCAGCACUCAUUGAGGUGUUGGUGAGCAGGGAAGGAAUGAAUGAUUACCAGGUGCUGCUUGUUUCAUCUGCCUUCAUGAGUCCAGCAGAAUCAAGAAAUGGUACAGACUUACACCGAGUGCGCAUGUUUGGACCUGAAAAAUUGAACAAAAAUGUUGCUGAACAAAAAUGGGAUCGAUUGAAGGUUGUCUGCACACAGCCAUUCAAUACAAAGAUGCAGUAUGGACUCUCUUUCAUUACUGCCAGAUCUCUUGAGAAUGGGAAGCAAGAGUCAUCCCAAAAGAUAACCCAACUUGGAAAAUUCAAACUCAGAAUGGAAGAUGAUUCUGAUUCCAUAACCAUAGGCUCUAUGUUUGCCAAGAGGAAUGAGAAAACUCCAUUGCCCUCAACUGAACCAGGAUCAAUUAGAGCAGCAUCAAGAGAAAUAGCUGCUGCUGCUUCUUCUUUAGAGACUCUGAAGAGAAAGGACCCACCAUCAGAUGGAAAUCCAAGUCAACUUAAGAAAAAAGGAGCUGCAGAGUCAGUGAGGUCACCCAUAAUCAAAAACACUCCAUCAAGCUCUCAUACAACUAAUGAGAGUAAAGGAAAGCAAAAUGAGAAGCAAAGCAAAGCCAGUUCCAAACCAGAAAAAACAGAAGGAAAACCAACCUCAAAGAACAAUGGAGGAAGAGAAGAGAAAGAAAUGAAGAAGAAAGAAAAUAAAAAGAGGAAUAAAGAAAAUUCUAACAGUAAACCUUCAUCAUCAAAAGCUGACACCCAGGAGACUCAGAGAAAGAAAUCAAAACCUUUUAGUUCCCUCAUGGAUAAUGUUGUGUUUGUAAUGAGUGGCUAUGAAAACCCUGAGCGUUCUGUCCUCCGGGACAAACUGAUAGAGAUGGGCGCCCAGUACAGAUCUGAUUGGAAGCCCGGAUGCACCCACCUCAUAUGUGCCUUUAUCAACACCCCAAAGUACCGGCAAGCAAAGGGGAAGGGAAAGAUCGUCACAGGAAAGUGGAUUACAGAGUGUUACAAGAAUAAAAUUAGAUACCCAUGGAGAAGGUAUGGACUAGAAAAGCAUAAAGAUGGAAUAGAAAGUGAAGAAGAGAUUUGGGCUGAAGAACUUUUACCAAAAGUGUCACAACCAAAACCCGAAGCAGCUUCACCUCCAAGGCCUACAUAUAAUUCAGAUAUGGGAGAUGAUUGCUAUUAUAGUAAUGAUGAAGAUACUGAUGAUGAGAUCCAGAAAGUCAUUGAUAAACAACAAAAGAAUAAACCUGAUGUUACCAGUGACAAUGAAGCAAGGACCACCAACAGUUCUAAAAGGAACAGUGGUGGGUCAUCCUCAGAAAGAGACAAAGUCAUAACCAUCAAGCCAUCUGAGAAGGAUAGUGAAAGACAUGAAUAUGAAAGAAGUCACCAUCCUGAAAAUAAUAAAGAUUGUUCAACAACUAAUGGCAUUAAGGACAGCAGUGAUGAAGAAAUCUAUGAUGAUGACACCGAUAUAGAUGAAGAACUACCAGACACUUCUUCCCUGCCAUUACCCACACUUGGAGACUAUUUCAAAGGGAAAAGUUUUUUCUUUUAUGGUGACAUGGCAGAAGACACAAGGAAACUCCUGACACGCUUCAUAACAGCUUAUGCUGGAGAAAUUGAAGACUACAUGACUGAGAAAGUUAAUUUUGUACUCAGUGAUAACAGAUGGGAUGAAAACUUUGAAGAGGCUCUGAAUGACAAUCCAGCCCUUCAGUUUGUCAAACCUCAGUGGAUCUGGCAGUGCUGUGAUAAAAAGAAACUUGUUCCGCACCAGCCUUUCCUGAUCGUACCUUAGGAGUAAGUAAAGGUUGGUAUAUCCAUUUUGAAUAAAAAGUACAAAUAUUCAGAAAAUGUUGAAACUUAUUUUAAAAUGUAUCUACAUGAACCAGAGAAAAUAUUGUGUUCACUUCAUGUGCAUACCAGAGUAUUUUUUUAAAUAUUUACUGUUCAGGUUCAUGGUUAUUGCCAUUUACAUGGCUUCUGCAGGCUAGAGCACAUCAGUUCUAUAAUGUUAUACAAUACACUGCCAAUACUGAAUGGAAAUAUGAAUAAUAAAUGUGUUUUUUUAGUUUUCAAUGAUAAGUUUGUCAUAUUGCUAAUUUUUAUACUUCAUAUUAUUUCUAGAUAAAAACUUGUGAAGUGUGAAACUUGUUAAUGCCACCUAAUUGCUUGUUUCACCUUCAUAUUUUUAUAGUAUAAUUGAAUUUAGAACUUGUAUAUUCAUAUUUACUAAAAUUAUAUUCAGUUUCUCAGAAUUAUGAAUUUAGAAAAAGGAGAAAUAAACUCAAAUAAAAUUAAAUGUGAGGUUUGUCCACACAACAUGUCUCCACAAAGUUCAUCCUAUUUAGAGCAGUCUCUAGACUAGGAAUCCAUUGGAGACUGGGAUUUGUAGCCCAGAUCAAUUCUGUAAAGGAUGUGAAGGUGGUAUUCUUGUAGGCCACCUGUGGUUGGGAGAUAUACUUGGCUGGUGAUGUCCAGUUUGUAUAUUUACUGAGUAUUGCUCACUUAUAAUUCGCAGAAGCUUUUAUGGACAACAGGAACUGACGUGUUACUCGCUGGGAUGUUAUUAGUAUUCUGUUUGAAUCGAGAUGGUGGCUUCCCUUAUCUGUUUGAGUGUGAUGACAUGACCUCCAUGGUAUUUUGCUGUUGGUAGAUUCUAUAUAUUGCAACUAAUUAAUCAGGUAUAAAUACAAAAUCACUUCACUCAAAUUAAUUAUAUUUUAAAUUUUACCCAGCCUUGAUUUUUUAUUUUUUUAACAUUUUGCCAACACACACACACACACACACACACACACACACACACACACACACACACACUUUAUACACAAUUGGCACACCUCAUAACUAGAACUACCACACAUUGAAACACUUGUGUAGAGUAGAAAAGAGGCAUACAUGACCUGCAUGACAGGAGCUUCAGAAAAAUUAGAACUAACAGCUACUAAAUUUUUAUUAGUAGAGGAUAUCUCUGUGCACAUCAUACAAAGAACAGCCCCAAGUUUGGGGCUGUUUUUAUGUCAAGGAUAUUUUUGGAAUAAAGUUCACUUUAUACCACUGGAACCAAUCUUUGAUGAGGUUUGCAUUAUGACAGUGCACCAUCUUGUUGCAAGAUCUUGGCACUGGUAGCCACUAAACAUAUUGACUAACAUAUGAUUCAGGAUCUUCAGGUAUACCUUAGUGUUUACUCUUGGACCUUUUGGAAGGAAAAAAGGACAGCUAAGUUACCAGAAGUGUACUCAUACCAUAAGGUAAAGAGAGUGCUUAACAGUCACUACUGUAAGUGAUGCAUAAAGGGGACACCAUAUGUACUUUGAUUUUCCUGCCAUUACUAAUUUAGAAAGUGGGCUUAUAAGUAUCUUCCAAUCCAUCACAUCCCACCUUUUUAAUCAUUGAAAAUAUUGCUUCUCUUUCAUUGUCUUGCAGUAAGGUUACAUUACCUAUAUAUAUGACUCUUAAUGGUACAAAAUACCAUAUUUCCAAGCAGUUUUGGUUUCUGUAUAUUUAGCUAUUUGGCUUUAAGCCCAUGAUUCACAUCCAGCUGCUUUUUAAUAGCUCUGAAAGUGUGAUCAUAAAUUUUUGGGGUGUGCCUACCUCCAUGUUUGUAGUAAGGGACCUCUGUGUGUGUGUGUGUGUGUGUGUGUGUGUGUGUGUGUGUGUGUUAUGUUAGCCUAUAGCACCUGUAGGCAAUAUUUUUUGAGUAAUGCCUGUUGCCCAGAAAAGCUCUGCAGCACACACAGUUGGAAAUAUAUCUCAUACAGCAUGUAGAUGAUCACUGGCCAUUUGAUGAUAGAGAAAAAAAAUUACCAGCUCCUGAUGGGACUUAGACUUGUUCACCAGUUAGCCACAAAUGAGUAUACAAUUGCAGAUUUUUCUAAUGAUCAAAAUAAAUACAGUGAAACCAA